Messenger RNA from Auanema sp. JU1783, 597 nucleotides. The record is from the annotation of a GenBank genome assembly. Lineage: Eukaryota; Metazoa; Nematoda; Chromadorea; Rhabditida; Rhabditidae.
AUGACAGCUCCUGAUGUUCAACUAACUUUAUGUCCAAUUUCCAAGGCGAUGUCGACCGUUGCUAUGAACAUAUUUUGUUACUUGUAUGACCCAAUCAACUUCAUGAAACAUGGACAGAGCAUCUCUAGUACUAUUUGGUCUGGACGACUUUGCAGGAAAAUAAACGAAUUGAAAAGUUAUGACGAGCUACAGCAAAGUAUUGGAAACAAGUUCUACAGAACAAUCGCAGUUGUUCGCGAUCCUCUGUCUCGAUUCAUCAGUGGUUAUCUGGAUAAGUGUGUUAGACCAAAACGGAAAUGCUUUGGAUGCGACUCUGAAGAUGUCUUUUGCGUACUGACUCGUUUGAAAAUGGCAUUGAUAAACAAACCGGAGAUUCCAUCAGCAACAAAUAUUACUUUUUCGGUGGAGCUCUUACAUAUGGCACCGCAAACUUGGUACUGCGAAAUGCGAAAGGUUUUCGAAAGUUUAAUUUUUGUCAAAUAUGGUCAAACUGGAUAUGAGCAUGAACGGAUGAUCAAAGAAUUGGCUAUAGCAUUUACUAUUGCAAGAGUUCCUUCUACUCAAGUCAAUUACAUUGAAAAUGAACUUAAGAGUUAG